Messenger RNA from Populus nigra (black poplar), 777 nucleotides. Its product is annotated as large ribosomal subunit protein uL29c. NCBI's taxonomy places the organism in Eukaryota, Viridiplantae, Streptophyta, Magnoliopsida, Malpighiales, Salicaceae. The record is from RefSeq and is a predicted model, not a curated record. Gene Ontology annotation, biological process: translation. The transcript has 2 exons. The coding region runs from base 59 to 541 and encodes 160 amino acids. Gene Ontology annotation, molecular function: structural constituent of ribosome. Gene Ontology annotation, cellular component: ribosome; chloroplast.
GAAGUUGAAGCCCUUGAGCAAGGACAGAGUCUCCCAAGCGAACCCAAAGAACAGAGCAAUGCUGAGCCUUCCCACACUUACUUUCCCCCCAAAGCCCUUAUCUAUAAUCCCAAAAUCAAGCUUCUCCGGUAUCCAAAUCCGCCAAAAAUGUCCCGUUUCAGUUCUCCUACCCUCCAUCAAAAUGACACGGUCUUCUGUAAUAAUGAUGGCUAAGAAAGAAGAAGAACUGAAGGAAAUAAGGGCCAAGACAACUGAGGAAAUUAAUGAAGAGGUUGUUGAUCUUAAAGGUGAACUCUUGAUGCUUCGUCUUCAGAAAUCUACACGUAAUGAGUUCAAGUCUAGUGAGUUUCGCCGUAUGCGCAAAAGGAUUGCUCGCAUGCUUACUGUUAAGCGGGAAAGAGAGAUUGAGGAGGGGGUUGGGAAGAGGCUGUCAAGAAAGUUGGACAGGCAAUGGAAGAGAAGCAUUGUUGUUAGACCACCUCCAUCCUUGAAGAAAUUGCAAGAGGAAGAGGCAGCUGCAGAAGCUGAAAAAUCUGCUUGAGCCAAUUGCAUUGUAUUAUUCCUCAAUGAAUUUGAUGUAAUUUCAUGACAUAGGAGGAGCAGCAUCCUCCUUCACUGAUUGCGUAAUUUUUCCUCCCGGUCCCUUUAUUCUUCCCUUUGCCUUAUACUUGGCCUUUUCUUCUUUAGCAAAGUACUGAUUAGUCUAAUAGCUUGCUUGAAUGUUACUAUUGAGCAACAGGAAAAGAAAAUUCCUCAUAAUAUUGUUUUAUUCCUAAA